UGCCAGUCCAAACGUUAUCGGUCGUCCAUUCGCGGUGAUUCUGUUUUGUUGAUCUUUGUUAUCUCAGCGAUUUAUGUGUCCGUCUGUUAUUUCGUGAAUGUACUAAAGAUACAUUUUCAUACCUUGUGCUCACAGGUUUUUUUAUAAGUUUACGAUCUGUCUUAGUUGUCGGUUAUAACUAUUAAUAACAUAUUUGUUAUUUAUUGCUGUUCGCGAUUCGUUUCGAUCGUUCGCGCCUUAAUUGAUAUUGUUCGUUCGCGGACGUUUCAUUUUGAAUUGUGUUGCGUUUUAUUUUUUUCAGUUUUCCCUUUUUCUAGUGACGAUUAUGCCAAUGUAUAAUUUAUAAUUGUCAUAUAUUAUAGUCGUUAGUGAAUAAACCGCAAAAUGCCGCCGGUGUUGAAAUGCAUCGAAAUGGACAACUUCAAGUCCUACAGGGGCCAUCAUAUGAUUGGUCCCUUGAAGAACUUUACGGCUGUCAUUGGACCCAACGGUUCGGGUAAAUCAAAUUUUAUGGACGCUAUAAGUUUUGUGAUGGGUGAAAAAACUACUAGUCUUCGAGUGAAACGUCUCAGUGAUCUCAUACACGGUGCUUCAGUCGGACAACCUGUUUCUCGCAGUGCUAGUGUAACUGCAGUUUUCAAAAUGGACGCCGAAGGAACUGAAAAACGAUUUACUAGGACUGUACAAGGAUCGUCUUCUGACUAUCGAAUUAAUGAUGAAUCUAUUUCAAAUCAAGAAUAUUUUGCUCAUUUGGAACAGAUAGGAGUAAAUGUGAAAGCAAAAAAUUUUUUGGUAUUCCAAGGUGCAGUUGAAUCGAUUGCUAUGAAAAAUCCUAAGGAAAGAACAGCUCUGUUUGAAGAAAUCAGUGGUUCCGGUGCAUUAAAAGAAGACUAUGAUAAAUUGAAAGCAGAAGUUAUGAAAGCGGAAGAAGAAACCAAUUUUACUUACUUAAAGAAAAGAGGAGUUGCUGCUGAACGUAAAGAAGCUAAACUUGAGAAAGAAGAAGCAGAAAAGUAUCAGAAGCUUAAAGAUGAAUUGGCUCUAAAAGAAGUGGAAUAUCAGUUGUUUCGUUUGUAUCAAAAUGAAAAUAUGAUAAAAAAUUAUGAAUUAGAUUUAGAAGACCGCAAAAAAGAAGUUGCUAAAAUAGAAGCUAAAAAGGAGAAAGCUGAAGAAGUUGUUAAGGAAAAGAAAAAAGAACAAGGCAAGGCUAGUCGUGAUUUAGCUAAGGUUGAACAAGAAAUCAGAGAAAUUGAAGUAGAGAUAAAUAAAAAACGCCCUUCAUUUAUCAAAUCAAAAGAAAGAGUUGCACAUAUUCGUAAAAAGUUGAAUACAGCGAAAAAAUCAUUAGCUGAAGUAGUUAUGGCUAAUGAUGCUCAUAAAAAAGAUAUCGAUGAAUUGGAAGCUGAACUUAAAGAAGUUGAAAAACGACGACAUGAUUAUGAAGAACAAGUGGCUGGGGAAAGUCACAGUCAAGGAAGAGAUGUACAAUUGGAAGAUGCUCAGGUGGCAGAGUACAAUCAUUUGAAAAUUGAAGCUCGUAAACAAUCAGCUCUCUAUUUACAAGAACUAGAUUCUAUCAACAGAGAACAAAAAGCUGACCAGGACAGGUUAGAUAAUGAAUUGCGCUUAAGGUCUGAACUUGAGAACAAAAUAAAGCAGAAAACCCAUGAAAAAGAAGAAGCCCAAAAACGAGUUGAUAAAUUAACCGAGCACAUUAAAAGUAGUGAAAAUUCAUUGGAAGAACAAAGACGUUUAUAUGAAGAAUUACGAAAAGAUGUAGGUUCAUCAAAAGAUAAAGUAUCCAAGCUACAAAGGGAUUUAGAUAAUGUCACUGAACAGUUAGGUGAUGCAAAAGUAGAUAAACAUGAUGAUAACAGGCGUAAAAAGAAACAAGAAUUAGUUGAAAACUUCAAAAAAGCAUAUCCUGGUGUGUAUGAUCGUUUAAUCAACAUGUGUCAUCCGAUCAGCAAUCGUUAUAAUGUAGCGAUCACUAAAGUGUUGGGAAAAUACAUGGAAGCAAUUAUUGUAGAUUCUGAGAAAACAGCACGUUUAUGUAUUCAAUACUUGAAAGAUCACAUGCUGGACCCUGAAACUUUUUUGCCCAUUGAUUAUUUACAAACAAAACCACUUAAGGAAAGACUGCGAAAUAUUAGUCGGCCACACAAUGUUAAGCUUAUGUAUGAUGUUUUAGAAUUUGAUUCUGAAAUUGAUAGAGUAGUUUUGUUUGCAACCAACAAUGCUCUAGUAUGUGAAUCGCCUGAAGACGCUAACCAUGUGGCUUAUGAACUUGAGAGAGAUGGAAGAUAUGAUGCUGUAGCCUUAGAUGGAACAUUUUACCAAAAAUCUGGUAUUAUAUCUGGUGGUAGUUUGGAUUUAGCUCGUAAAGCUAAGCGUUGGGAUGAAAAACAUAUGACUCAAUUAAAGGCUUCCAAAGAAAAAUUAUCAGAAGAAUUACGUGAUGCAAUGAAAAAAUCGCGUAAGGAGUCUGAAUUGAAUACUGUUGACUCUCAAAUUAAAGGUUUAGAUAUGAGACUCAAAUACGGAAAAACAGAUAAAGAAAAUACUCUCAAACAAAUUCGAGAUUUAGAAAAAGAAUUAAAAUUCUUAGAAAACAAAUUAGAAGGAAGUGGACCUCGUAUUGAAGAAAUUGAAAGAACCAUGAGAACUCGUGAUAUUGAAAUCCAAUCCAUGCGUGGUCGCAUGAAUUCAGUUGAGGAUGAUGUGUUUGCUGAUUUUUGUCGUCAAAUUGGUAUGACUAAUAUCCGUCAUUAUGAAGAACGUGAACUGAGGUCACAACAAGAAAGAGCUAAAAUUCGUUUGGAGUUUGAAAAUCAGAAAAAUCGAAUUAUGAGUCAACUAGAUUUUGAACGUACAAAGGAUACACAAAAUAAUGUAACACGUUGGGAGAGAGCAGUUCAUGAUGACGAAGAUGAACUGGAACGUGCUAAGCAGGCCGAGCAAAAGCAAAUGUCUGAAAUUGAAAUGGAUAUGAAAGAGGUGGAUAGGCUUAAAGCUCAACGUCAAACAAAAAAACAAGAAGUAGAUCAAAUGGAUGAAGUUAUCAGCAAAGCAAGAAAAGAAGUUGGAGCAAUAGCUAAAGAUAUUCAAGCAGCUCAAAAACAAGUCACUAAUUUGGAAAAUAAAGUUGAAAUGCGUCGAGCUGAUCGACAUGCAAUUUUAACUCAUUGUCGGAUGGAAGACAUAAAUAUACCUUUAUUACAAGGUAAUUUAGAAGACAUUAUUCAAGAACAAUCUGUAAAUAAUUCUGAUGAACAAGGACGGGAUAGUACAGUUAAUACACAAGAAAUUUAUGAUCAAGAAGCCAGAAUUACUGUUGAUUAUUCAACAUUACCUGAUCAUCUUAAAGAUUUAGAAGAUCCAGACGAUAUUAAAAAAAUAACUGAUAAAAUGGCUAAAACAAUGGCUGAACAAACAAUGAAACUGCAAAAGAUUCAUGCUCCCAAUUUCAAGGCGAUGCAAAAAUUAGAUCAAGCCAGAGAAAAAAUGCAAGAAACUGACCGUGAAUUUAAUAGUGCCAGGACUCGUGCAAAGAAAGCCAAACAGAACUUUGAACGUAUCAAGAAAGAGAGGCACAACAAAUUCACUGAAUGCUUUGAGCAUGUUGCCAAUGAGAUUGAUUUAAUAUAUAAAGCAUUGUCUAAAAACCAGUCAGCUCAGGCUUUCUUAGGACCUGAAAAUCCAGAAGAACCUUAUUUGGACGGCAUAAACUACAACUGUGUAGCUCCUGGAAAACGAUUUCAACCUAUGUCCAAUUUGUCUGGAGGAGAGAAGACAGUUGCUGCAUUAGCUUUAUUAUUUGCUAUUCAUAGUUAUCAGCCAGCUCCAUUUUUUGUACUUGAUGAAAUAGAUGCAGCUUUGGAUAAUACAAAUAUUGGUAAAGUUGCUUCUUACAUUCUUCAGAAGAAAACUAAUUUACAAACUAUUGUUAUAUCAUUGAAAGAAGAAUUUUUCCAUCAUGCUGAUGCUCUAGUUGGCAUUUGUCCUGAUGAAGGACAGUGUUUAAUCAGUAAAGUGAUAAUGUUGGACCUUGCAGAGUACCCUUUAGCUGAAAAUGAUGAAAAUCCAGCAUUUACAUUGCGUUAAUCAUAACAUUUAUCAUAAUGCCUGAAAAUAAAUGUAUAGCAAAUGUCUGAAUUUAAACUUCAUAAAAACUUUUUACAAAAUGAAAUUCAAUAUUAUAUUAUUUUAGCUAUUUAAGAUUUUAUUUUAACUAUUAAAUAUUUAAUUUAGAAACAAAUAGGUUAAGGUUUGUAUCUAAUAACUGAAUUUUUUAUAAUGAUUAUUACCAUUAAAAAGAAAAAAGUUAUUUUAAUUCUAGUGUAUGAUGAUUCACCAGUUAUAUUUAUUAAACUUUUUUUUUGUAUUGGAAAUAAGUGUGUCAAACUGUCAAUGUAUCACUAUUAUACUUCAUGUAGUUAGAAUUACAUUACUAUUUUAUUUUAUUCACUGUAAAAUAAUUAAUAAAAAUAACAUACGUUUUUUUAAAAGGUA
Molecule: messenger RNA, 4512 nt
Organism: Sipha flava (yellow sugarcane aphid)
Lineage: Eukaryota; Metazoa; Arthropoda; Insecta; Hemiptera; Aphididae
Gene: SMC1
Product: structural maintenance of chromosomes protein 1A
Exons: 21
Coding region: 385-4104 (1239 amino acids)
Biological process (GO): sister chromatid cohesion
Cellular component (GO): chromosome; nucleus; cohesin complex
Molecular function (GO): protein binding; ATP binding; ATP hydrolysis activity
Source: RefSeq, a predicted model, not a curated record